Rhizophagus irregularis DAOM 181602=DAOM 197198 is the source of this 1383-nucleotide messenger RNA. RefSeq lists its product as uncharacterized. The record is from RefSeq and is a predicted model, not a curated record. NCBI's taxonomy places the organism in Eukaryota, Fungi, Glomeromycota, Glomeromycetes, Glomerales, Glomeraceae.
AUGGAACCUCCCAUUUAUAAUGGGAAAAUUCAUCCUAAUGAAUAUGUUAAAAAAAUGCGAGUAUACUGUAAUUUUAGACAAAUUACAAAUGAACAAGAAAUUCUUAAGUUUGCAAUAAUGAUGAUUGAUUCUACAAUUAAUAUACCGGAAAACAUAAAUUCUUUCGAUACACUUAUUAAUACACUAAAAAAUCAUAUUUCUUUUACAGUUUUUAAAAACUCUUGUAAAAGAAAAUUACAAGCAUUAAAAUAUAUAUCUGAAUAUGAGGGUGACAAUACCGUAAAUUUUGUCACCGAUUUUCGUACACUUUGUCGUGAUGCGGAAAUCGCAAAUAUUGAAGAACAAAAGAAAUAUAUUAUUAAUGCACUUCCUUACAAUUUCUUUAAAAAUGAAUUUGUUAAACAUGAGGAUGCUAAUUCUACGGAUGAAUUAAUUAGAACAUUUGAAGAAAUUGUUUCAGAUUAUUCAAGAAUAAUCAAAAAUGGAUCCAUCAUAGCUUUAAGACAUGUUAGUACAGGAAAAUAUUUAUCCAGUUGUGAUAGAGAGUAUCCACACUCUAACCAACAAUACCAAGACCAUGACCAGUACCAUAACCAACAAUACCAAGACUACUAUGACCAGCACCGUGGACAUAACUAUAGACAACCUAACUUGGGCAGAAGAAGUGCACGAGGUUUACGAGGUGGUCGAACCCCAAUCUUUCAUAACCAACGACUCCCACAACAUGAAAUGUUUACAUUAAAACAACCAACCCAAAUUCAAGCCUCAAGUCUUGAUUAUAUGAUUUACUGUGGUGAUUUCGGGCCAAACGCUUUAUGGUCCAUUAAUAAUGAUGAUGAUGAUGAUGAUGAUGAUAUUGAUAUUGAUGAAGAACUUGAUUUUCCUUCUCAUCCUUCUCGUGAUCUCGAUUUUAAUCCUAUCAAUUACAAAAGUUCAAUUCAAAUACAACAUAAGAUUCUUAGUAAAUCUUUUUAUACAAACAUAUCUAAACAAUCACCUACAAGUAAACACUUUGAAGUAUGUUGUGGCAAUAAUUGUCAAUUUCCUUGGAGUUUUAAACAUUAUCAUAAUCAUGAUAAUAAAGGAAAUGUGAAAUCUCAAGAUAUCAUUUUACUUCAAUGGAAUAAUAAUGACAGUAAUAAUUUAGAUAAUGACGAUAAUGAUAUUUUUGUUUAUCCUCAUCAUAAUAAUGUCCAGCAUGAACGUACCAAAAAUAUGUUUUUAAGAAGUCAUGAUUUAUAUUUUACCGUUGAUAAUGAAAGUUAUCAGGAAGUUGUUACUCAUGACCACAGAAUUGGAGGAAAUGAUCAGUGGUGUAUUGAACUUGUUGAACAUCCGCAAAAAAACUUAACAAAUUCGCGCGGAAACUCGUACUUAGCUUAA